ACCGGGUGCCUACGGUAUCACCAUAAUGCAGCAUCCACACUUUAUCGGUCAUGAAUACCAGGCUAAGCUUCUUAUGAGAAGACCUUCAGAGAGCUGCACAGCCAGACCCCCUCCCCUUGGUCCCCGACUCCCCCUGGAGGAUAAUGUGUUCCUUUCCCCUGAUUUACCUGUUUCCGACCUUUAAUCCUUCCCUGGACUUAAAGGAAUAACUAAACUACAGACAAUGGCAGUCUUGAAAGUUACGUUCACCAAGACCAAGAGGGACAAGCUGGCCCAGGUGCUUUGGAUCCUCAACUGGAUCUCAGUGGUUACAGGGGCCAUCCUGUUCAGCUUAGGGCUCUUCCUCAAGGUGGAGCUCAACAAACGAGGGGAGUUUAUGGCUGAGGGGGAUGUCCAGUACAUGCCCAACAUGCUUAUAGCUGUGGGUCUCAUCGCCUGUGCCAUCAACUUUCUGGGUGGGAAGAUCUGCUACGACUGUGUGGACACGACCAAGUUCUUGCGCUGGAAGCUCAUCAUGCUGCCCUACAUUAUAUGCACCUUCUUCUUCACCUUCAGCGUGCUGCUGGGAGCUCUGAUGUGCUACAGUAUGCACUGGCACCUGGAGGAGACUCUGAACUCGGGGCUGGAACAAGCAAUAAGAUUUUACAAGGACACAGACAUACCAGGACGAUGCUUCCUUAAGCACAGUGUGGACAUGUUGCAGAUACAGUUCCAGUGUUGUGGAAACAAUGGCUUCAAGGACUGGUUUCAAAUCCAGUGGAUAAGUAACCGCUACCUGGAUAUGAACCAAAAAGAUGUAGCUGACCGCUUAAGAAGUAACGUGGAGGGAAAGUUCCUGAUGGACGGAGUUCCCUUCAGCUGCUGCAACAUCAACUCCCCCCGGCCCUGCAUCCAGCAGCAGAUCACCAACAACUCUGCCCACUUCAACUACGAGCACCAGACAGAGGAGCUUAACCUUUGGAGGAAAGGGUGUCGCCAGACGCUGCUGGAGUAUUACACCGACAUUAUUCAGUCCAUUGGCCUCACGGUGCUCAUCACCUGGCUGUUUGAGCUGUCAGUGUUGACAGGCGUGCGUUACCUUCAGACCUCCCUGGAGAACGUGCUGAGACAGGGAGAUCCCGACUCGGAAUCUGACGGCUGGCUGCUGGAAAACAGCUUCAUGGAAACUGCCCGCAUGAACCUGCAUAUCAUCAAGAACCUUGGGAAGAGCAACCAGAUCGACACAGCCGACAACGGAGACCCCAACAUUGAUGUCCCAUCCACCUCCAAGGCUCAUUAUGGGCCAGAAAACAGUUGAACUGUCUCAGAGAACAUCUCACAGGGGUCAUUUAGUCCUUACUUCUUAACAGGAUUGUUUACAUUUGUUAUUUUUUUAUUAAUACACACUGUUUAAAAAAAAAAAAAAAGUUGGCUGUUGUUGUUGAUGUGUGGAUAACAAUUUUCAAAUCUUGAGUCUGUCCCUUGGCUGUUGCUCUGUUGGGUUUUUGUGACCAGAAGUGUAAAGUUUUGGCCGAACUAAGACCAUGCACAGCACCGGGAACCCCAAAUCGCUCAGUCACUUUUCUUUUAGAAAUGCUCCACUUUAACCAGGUAAAUAGCCUCAGCUCUAUGGAAAUUCAGUCUGUUUUAGAAAGCAAACACUCAAAUCCAUCCUUUAGUAGAUGUAUUUGCAAUUUUGCUGAGAGGGCAGUGUGGUAAGUUACCGUUGGUGCUGCCCCUCGGGAGGCUCUGGAUCACUUUGAAACUUAUCUUAGUUGUGGGUCUGAUAUAUCAAGCUAGGGUUAUUCAUCAACCUUUUUCUCUUUAGACAUUGACAAAUGAAUCUAUUAUGCAACGGAGCAUAGGGGAAACUAAACGUGGAGACAGAUAGUUUGGAUAAUUCUGCACUGGAUUCAGUUUGCUGCUUUGUUUUUCUUAGUAAUACUCUGGUCAAAAACUAAGAUUAAUGCUUUAUGAGUGUGAGAAAUUAAACUUACAGAAGAAUGUAUCAUAUAGUUAACUUGAAUCAAUAUAACAAAGUCUUCAAUAAAAUAUUUGGGUUAUUUUUUAAAUAUCAAUACAGCACACCACCUAUAUUUAGACCGGCAUAUACACCUGUUGAAAUCCAUAUCGUAUUCUUUUUACAAAUGAUAUCUUGUUGCCUCUCUUAUGUGGGUUUG
Molecule: messenger RNA, 2159 nt
Organism: Cololabis saira (Pacific saury)
Lineage: Eukaryota; Metazoa; Chordata; Actinopteri; Beloniformes; Belonidae
Gene: prph2la
Product: peripherin 2-like a
Exons: 3
Coding region: 224-1297 (357 amino acids)
Biological process (GO): visual perception
Cellular component (GO): membrane
Source: RefSeq, a predicted model, not a curated record